This is a messenger RNA of Rhizopus microsporus ATCC 52813, 486 nucleotides long. RefSeq lists its product as uncharacterized. The transcript is spliced from 2 exons. NCBI's taxonomy places the organism in Eukaryota, Fungi, Mucoromycota, Mucoromycetes, Mucorales, Rhizopodaceae. Bases 1 to 486 code for a protein of 161 amino acids. The record is from RefSeq and is a predicted model, not a curated record.
AUGGAUAAUACCAAGAGACUGACCACAAAAGAUCAAGGGGUCGUCGUUGAUCUCGAAACCAUUCAGCAACUUUUGAUCGUGUUUCGUCGGUACCACCAACUUCUCACCCACAUCGUAUCAAGUCGCCACCAGAAUAUGAUAUCGCUUUCAAAUUGCGACUACCAAUCUUUUACGGGAGAUCCAUUGCCGGCAACAAGAAUCGCUGAAACCGUAAACGAGCACACAGUUGCUCAAAAGCAAUCGAUGUAUGCGCACAGUGAACACUCGAUAACAGGCCACAAGGUUGAUAACAAAUUGUUGCUCGUCGACAGACAUGGACAGCAAGAAAUCAACGUGUGCACCGUCGAAGCAGCAAGAAACAGCGCAGAUGAUCACAAGCUAACAAAUGACCAUAACAAACUGCUUCAGGAAGGAAAAGAUACCCUUAAACUGCUUAGAAGUAUGAACUUCUGUGCUAAAAAUCAAGGUCAAGAAGCUUCUGCUUAA